CUGCUCUCUGCCGCGGGAGUAGAUUGGAAAGGCUGCUGCUGCUCCUGGACAAUGCGGCUGCUGCUGCCACUACCACUCGCCGAUUCGGGCAUGAGCACAUUCUUGGAGUGGAUCUGCAUUUCAGAAAGUUAACAAGUGGGAGUACAUGGAGUACCACAUUUUAAGUCGAGGAGAAGAUGGUGCCUGCUCCGUGAUGAUGCCACCAGCACCUACGACUUCCUCGACCACCACCACCAUGAUGACGACUUCCUCGAAUGUGACUGGAUAUUGGACUGGAAGUUGCUGAGUUUGUACUGUGAAAGAUUGGGAAAUUUAUUCGCGCCAUCGAUUUUCUGUCGACGUUCGCAUCAAGUGGUAUUCAGAGCAAGGUUGAUCAUGGUACAUUUUUUUCUCGGCUAUUUGAUUCAAUUGUUUGAAAGAUGGUGAACUCGCAGCAUGAGAAAUCUAAUCAUGAGGAGGGCGAUGAACUUCCGGAGGAUUUGAAUAUAAGCGAUGAUUUACGUAUCCAUCUGAUGUCGAUCAAGGGAGCGAACAAGAAGCUUGGGACAAAGGUUGAGGAGUUGUCUGCAAAUAUUGUUGGCGUCGAGGACAGGUUGAACGAGCGUUUGACUGCCAGCGACCGACAGCGCAUUGAUAGUCUACAGGUGGUGACUGCGAGUCUUAAUCGGCUCACCGCAGCAGUUCAGCGCCUUCAGGCGGGAGAUGUGGCACCCCGACAGUCCCGCUCACCACGACGACGUCGUGACCGCGACAACGACGAUGAUGGUGAUUUUUCUGAGGAUUCCGAUACCCGUGGAGGCUUACCUCACCGACCACGGCAUGAUGCUGGGGCUCACCGCCAUGCUGGGCGGCGCCGUGACUAUGGCGGCAAUGGUGCCCACGAGGAUGAUGGUUUGGGUCGAAUCAAGAUAACCAUACCUGAAUUCUCGGGACGUUGUGCUGACCCGGAGAAAUAUUUGGAGUGGGAGAUACGCGUAAAUCAGAUUUUUGAUGGUCACAACUACUCUGAAGAGAAGAAGGUUCGUGUUGCAUCAAUGGAAUUUACAGAGUAUGCUCUUGUAUGGUGGGAUAAUAAAAACCGUACUCAUGAGCGACCAACGACAUGGGCUGACAUGAAGCGAAUCAUGAGGGAACGUUUUGUGCCUGCUUAUUACACUCGCCAGCUUCAUAGUAGACUGCGUCGUCUAGUGCAAGGUACAAAAAUCAGUUGAUGAGUACUAAAAAGAGAUGCAAGUUUUGAUGAUCCGUACAGCUGUGCGUGAGUCUGCGGAGGCGACCAUGGUACGUUUCUUUGAGGGAUUAGAAGAAAAGAUUCGUGACCGUGUUGAUUUAAUGCAAUAUAACGAUAUUCAUGAGUUGCUUCAUCAAGCGGAGCAUGCUGAACGUUGGGUAUUGGAGAAGCAAGCUUCAGAGACUCGUCCAACUUACAACAGUGGGCGACGUGGUUUUUCUCCUAUUGAUGGUGGGUUUAGUGCUAAACCGACUCCUUAUAAGUCGGGAAGCAUUGAACAUAGCAAAGUGGCGGCUACGCCAAAGGAGGUUUCUCAGGUUUCGUCUAGUGCGACGUCAUCGCAUCACCAUAAUAUUAUUUGCCACAAGUGUGGAGGACGUGGACACAUGAAGCAUGAAUGUUCCAAUCAACGAAGGGUUCUACUUGUUGAUGCGGAAUAUAUUUCAGAGUCUGAAGAUGAGUCGCCUAAGUUAGAGGAUGGAAUCGAAAGAGGUCAUGGUAAUACCAUACUGUGUUAUCCUCAAGAUGAUCCUGAUAUGGAGAGUUUGCUAGCACACAAGGUCCAGCGAGAUGGCAAGGUCAUUUUUGAACCAGGACAACGACGGAGUAUUUUUCAAACUGCAUGUACCAUCAAGGGAGAAGUGUGCAAACUGAUAAUUGAUGGUGGCAGUGCUAGCAACAUGAUUAGUAAGGAUGUGGUGGAGUCUCUUUCGUUGCCAACAUGGGAGCAUCCAAAACCAUACUAUAUGAAGUGGAUAAAUGAUGUAGGCAAAGUGAAAGUACCACACAGGGUGAAGGUGCCUUUUUCUGUUGAUGGCUAUGUUGACAAAGUGGAAUGCGACGUUAUGCCACUACAUGUCUGUCAUCUUAUUUUGGGGCGUCCGUGGCAGCACGAUGUUAAUGCUCUUCAUCAUGGAUGAACAAACAAGUACGCUUUUAUGCAUAAGGGAGAGUUCUAUGCCAUUCUUCCCAAAGAUGAAAAGAAUAUAACGUGUACUGUUGAGGUCUUCAAGAAAAAUUCUGCAAGGUAUAGGUUGAAACCGAGAACGAUUUCUUUUCAAUAGAGAGAGGAUGAUGUGACCCCAAAUGUCGUCGCUAAAAGUAUUGUUAGUAAGGUGAACCAGAGAAAUAUUGGGAAGUAUAUAGUUCCUGCCAGACGCAAUGGGAAAAAGAAGCAAGCUACUGUUGUACAUUGCAGCAAUCAAGGAGUUGAACUGAGAGACAACUUUCUACAUUGCGGGAAGACAACAGCACAUAUUUUCAUUGGACAUGUUCCUGUUCAGCUUGUUGCAGAACGCCAUGCAUGCAAAAUCAUCUACGUGAGGACACAAAGGAGUGAGUAGUACUAGUUUGUUUUGUCUUUUGUGAUCAGUGUGCCUUAUUUUAAAAUUAGUUAAUUAGUGAUGAAAUAAGAUAGGAGAGAGAGGGUUGGAUCAGUAGUAGUACGUGGUUGUGGUCAGGUCAGAGUCCAACUAGUAUUCGGAAGGAGUCCAGGUCGUUUGUACCUAGUGCCUGCGUGCACUAUUAAUAGGGCCAACCGGCCGUGUAUCUAGGGGAGGUUAGUUUUUCGGAAAAACUAACGCCCACACGCCUCCAUCAUCACUUAUUUUGUCACGUAUGAAUAGAUGACAUCAGCAGAAA
Molecule: messenger RNA, 2872 nt
Organism: Aegilops tauschii subsp. strangulata
Lineage: Eukaryota; Viridiplantae; Streptophyta; Magnoliopsida; Poales; Poaceae
Source: RefSeq, a predicted model, not a curated record